AUGGAAGGAGGUGCUCAAAUGGUUUUAAAAAGAAAGAAACCUGAAGGAGCAAGCAGUGACAGCGAUGAUUCCGUGGGUGGCCUGAAGAGACCUAGCACAUCCAAAGAACCGGACUUAGUUCCCGACUCUUCGAUAAAUGACUGCAACGAAAAUGACAUCGGUAAAUUUAUUGGACAAGCAUCAAUGUUAUCGACUGAAAUGAAGAAAGAAUUGCUUGACAACACUUGGUCUCCGUCUGCGACGUAUGACUUUGCAGAAGACGCUAACCAUUUAAAGAGGAAAUUCAAGUAUUCAUGAACAAUGUCGCACGAAGGUAUUUCUCCUCAAGAGAUCGAGGCCCUGUGCCAGACACCAGACCCUUCAACUAGAGACUUCAUGUUUCAACAAACAAUGUACCGCAUCAAGGAUCCUCGCAAAUCAAUUCCCUUCUAUACCGGAGUCUUAGGAAUGACAUUACUGAAACAGCUUCACUUCCCCGAAAUGAAGUUUUCAUUGUUUUUCAUGGGCUACGAAAACCCUGGCGAGAUCCCAUCAGAUGAAGCUACUAGAACAGCCUGGGCGAUGACAAGAAAAGCUACUUUGGAAUUGACAUAUAACUGGGGCACAGAGAGCGACGACUCGAGUUACCACAACGGGAACUCAGACCCUCGGGGAUUUGGGCACAUCGGUAUACUCGUCCGCAAUGUGGAUGAGGCCUGCGCUAGAUUCGAACAGCAAGGUGUUAAAUUCAUUAAGCGUCCGAACGACGGCAAAAUGAAGGGUUUGGCUUUCAUCCAAGACCCGGACGGCUACUGGAUUGAAAUCUUCACCAGCAAUGUGGUGUAA
Messenger RNA from Arctia plantaginis, 825 nucleotides. The record is from the annotation of a GenBank genome assembly. Lineage: Eukaryota; Metazoa; Arthropoda; Insecta; Lepidoptera; Erebidae.